Bipolaris maydis ATCC 48331 is the source of this 1924-nucleotide messenger RNA. RefSeq names its product HAD-like domain-containing protein. NCBI's taxonomy places the organism in Eukaryota, Fungi, Ascomycota, Dothideomycetes, Pleosporales, Pleosporaceae. The record is from RefSeq and is a predicted model, not a curated record. Gene Ontology annotation, cellular component: mitochondrion. Gene Ontology annotation, biological process: glycerophospholipid biosynthetic process.
UCACCUCCUCUCCACAACUUCACUCACUUUCACAUAUAGUUUCUGUGAAGUUUCAAUCCAUCUUUUCAAACUUGAUAUACAUAUCCCUUUUACAUCAUCACCAUCAUCAACAUGUCUCCCGCAGCUUUUGACGAGAAGGAGCUGGCUGAGACUCCCCUCACCCAGACAAAGUCCAACACCAACAAUGCUCGCUCGGGCUCCCUUGCUGUUGGAAGCAGCGAGCUUCCCAUCCCUGGCGAUGCUCACGAUGACGGCACCGCCAACGCCAUCGAGGUCCCAGCAACCCGCAGCGCCAUUGCUGACACCACCAACUACAUGCACAAUCUUUCCCUCUCGCCUUCCAUGAAGGAGAGGAGAGGAUCCCGAAACUCCUUCGGUACCUCACUGCCCAUCCCCCGCUCAAAGAGGCAGUCAAGGUUGUCUUCCGUACACUACCCAGAUGGCCACGGUGCUGCCAAGCGCCCCGGCAUGCCCGCCAUCCAGCCAUCUCGUGAUAUCAUCGCUGCUCAGCUUCAAGACUUGGCUAGUGAGAAGGUUCACGCUGCCAAGGACAUGGCUUUCGUCUUCGACAUCGAUGGUGUCCUUGUCCACGGUGACCGUCUCAUUCCCGAGGGUCAGCGCGUCCUCGAGAUCUUGAACGGAGACAACCAGCUCGGCAUCAAGAUUCCACACAUCUUCCUCACCAACGGUUCCGGUAAGCCUGAGCAGGCUCGUGUCGACCAACUGUCCAAGAUCCUCCACAACCCCAUCUCCACCGAGCAGUUCAUCCAGUCACACACUCCCAUGCGUGCUUUGGCCGAGUACUACAAGACCGUCCUUGUUGUCGGUGGUGAGGGCUACAAGUGCCGUGAGGUUGCUGAGCAGUAUGGCUUUGAGGACAUUGUCGUCCCCAACGACAUCGUUGCCUGGGACCCCACCAUUGCCCCUUACCGUGUCUUCACUGAGGAGGAGCGCAAGACUUCCCGCCCCCGCGACUUCAGCAAGACCAACAUCGAGGCUAUCAUGGUCUUCUCUGACAGCCGUGACUACGCCACCGACAUCCAAAUCAUCAUGGACCUCCUCCAGUCCGAGAACGGUCGCCUGGGCACCAGGGCCAAGGACCCCGUCUCCCAGCGCAUCCCCAUCUACUUCUCCCAGGGUGACAUGCUCUGCCCCACCGAGCACCCCUUCCCCCGCAUGUCCCAGGGUGCCUUCCGCAUUGGUCUCGAGGCCAUGUACAAGUCGCUCACUGGUGUUGAGCUCGAGCGUGUCGUCUACGGUAAGCCCGAGUUGGCUACCUACAAGUACGCCGACGAGGUCAUUGCCAGCUGGAUGGAGACGAUCCACAACGAGGAGAAGCUGCCUUCUCACAUCUACAUGAUUGGUGACAACCCAGCCUCCGACAUCAUCGGUGGUAACAUGUACGGCUGGAACACUUGCUUGGUCCGCACUGGUGUCUUCCAGGGCGGCGACAACGACGAGAACAACCCCGCCUCGUUCGGUGUCUUCAAGAACGUUCUCGAGGCUGUCCAGACUGCCAUGAAGAAGGAGCUUGGCGAGGACUUCCAGUUCAAGUUUGAUGAGAAGAUCAACCCUGUUAUGCAGGAGGGUGGUGUCUCUGCUAUUGCCUAGAGUACUCUGACUCUCUUGCUUUCAGCAACAACCUUGAUGUGACGAAAAGGUUUUCCUUUAUUGCAUUUCUACGGCGUUUUGUUUUCUUCCUUUUUUUCCCUUUGAUGGUCGAUAUAUCCUUUGCAUAGCGCGCAUCGCUUGCAUUAUAGAUUAACGAAGCUUCUUUUUCUUUUUUUCCCUUCUUUGGCUGAAUACACGAGAUAAAAGUCUCCUUUGGGGCUCUUGUUAUCUUAUUAGUUUAUCAAUAGAUCUCAUGAAUUUUAAGGAAAAAGCUUCUUUUUUUUUCAAACUACACAUCUCGCUCUCUCUACUU